Drosophila hydei is the source of this 2896-nucleotide messenger RNA. RefSeq names its product leucine zipper putative tumor suppressor 1. The record is from RefSeq and is a predicted model, not a curated record. Lineage: Eukaryota; Metazoa; Arthropoda; Insecta; Diptera; Drosophilidae. The transcript is spliced from 7 exons. Bases 209 to 2482 code for a protein of 757 amino acids.
AAGAGUUGUUUCGCGUUCCACAUUGUUUUUUGCAUUUUGUAUUUUUUCCUCUCGUAAUUUUAUGAUCUGUGCAAUUUUGCUGAAAACUAAUGAAACUAUGCAGCAACAUUAAUAACAACAGGCGAGACAACAAAAGUCAACAACAGCAAUUACGAGUGCUUCGUACCAGCCCAUUACGACCAGAGGAAGUGCAGCUGCACGCUUCAGGAUGUCUGGGGCCACUCACAUGGCGCUGCCGGCGCAUGCAGUCGGCGCUGGGUCAGCGGGCUCCGCUGUGAACCUGCCCAGCCUGGGCAAGCGGGGACACAAGCGUUCCGUGUCGCUGGAGAACAAUGCGCCGCUGACGCUGCGCAGCACGCCGAGCCUGAGCAGCAUGGGGCAGACGACGCUGGGAUCACCGUUGCCGCUGCUACAGCUGCCACAGCACGGGGCACUGCACACGGGCACACUGAAGUCGCGGCAGGAGCAGCGGCGUCUCAGCCAGAAGUUCAGCAGCCACAGCAAUCUGGACGACGAGACACUCAGCGGGCCGCAGAUGCGCAGCAAGUUCCAGAACAUCCGGCAAAUGUUCGAGCUGAGCCGCAGCUGUGUGGCCAGCGCCGGGGAGCUGGGCGAUGGCAAGUCAGCCGAGGAUGCGCUGCAGUCGCUGCCAGCUAUGCUCGGCCAGCAGACGCCAACGGUGCGCCGCACCACGCCCAUUGCAGCCGGAAGCCGUUUGGCCAUUAGUGAACAGCUCUCGCAGUCCCACCAGCCGGGCGAGGCCAAAGAACAGCCAAACGGUGCCGGCAACUUUCUGCGUCCGAUUGCCUUCAAGCCGAUACCAUUCGAGCCGGACUAUCGCAUUGCCGCCCAGCAGCAGCAGCAGCACCAGCAGCAGCAGCAGCAGCAGCAGCAGCAACAGCAGCAGCAGCAACAGCAGCAGCAACAGCAGCUGAAACAGCAGCAGGCAGCCGCCCAGCAGGCGGUGCCAGGCGAGCGUUACGGCUACGGCUCGACACCCUCCUUGGCACCGCUCCCAACGACGUCCACACACAAGUUUGGAAGCACAACAGAUCUGCGUCACUUGGCGGCGCGCCGACGCGGCCAUCGCGUUGUCCAGCGCGUCAGCAAUGAGGACGGACUUGGCCUUGGGCUAGGCCUGGGCCUGGGUCUGGGUCUGGGUCUCGAGUGUCUAUCCGGCCUGGAUAGGCCGGAUGGCGGCAGCAGCAAGGGCAACGCCGUGGCAGGUGCCAGCGAUCUGACGCCCUCGCCCUCGGACUCUGGCAUAUCGGAGCUGGAGGCAGCGCUCAAGGAUCGCGACUCGGAGCUGUCGUACCUGCGACAGGCAAUGGAACAGAAUGAGAAAGUAAUUUUCAAAGUCCAAAAGGACAAGGAGGUAUACUGGGAGCACGAGACACAGCGCCUGAAGCUCUUCUUUGAGAGCCAGCAGCGCGAGUAUCAUCUGAAGUUCAAGAAAAUGGAGCAGCUGCUCGCCCUGCAGCAGUUCCAGCUGAAGCAGCACAAUUUGCGCCAAUCGGAGCAGCUGCAGAAGCUGCAGCAGCAGCUCGACAUGACCCGCAGCAGCAACAAGAGCCUCAAGAACUCCGAACAGCAGCUUCAAUGCUCCGCCCAGGAGCUCAACCAGCAGCUAAACGAGGCCCAUCAAACAAUAUCCGCGCUGCGUGUCCAGCUGGAGGACAGCGAAUGGAAGGUCUGCGAACGCAACGGCGAAAUAGCUUUACUCAAGACGCAGCUGAAGGAGGCGCAUCUUGAAAUCAAUAUGAAGGAUCAUACAAUUGUCAGCCUGAGACACAGCAAUAUGAACAACAACAACAACAACAACAGUAACAACAACAAUUGUCAGACAACCACAUGCCAAAGUCAACCAAAGCAACAGGCGAAGGAAGCACCACAGCCCAAGGACCCAGAGCAGGAGCAACAGCUGCAGCAGCUGAACAAGAUCAUAGCCCUGAAGGAUCAGGUGAUUGGCGCGCUAACCAACGAGCUGGCCAAGCUGCGCAAGGAGCUCUCCGAUCUGGCCAUUGCGCAUGAGUACGGCGAGGAGCCGUGCGGCCGUUACACGCGCCUCAAGCAGCAGCUGGACAAUCUGAACGAGAUCUGCCAGAAGACGCACAAGUACACGAGGCAGGCGGCCGGGCCAGUGCAGUUGGACGCCAUCAUGGAGCGACUGCAGCUGGAUCAGGGCCAGCCGGCGCAGCAAGCGCUAGACACACUGAUCGAGGAGUCGACCACCUAUGCCGAGGACAUAGCCAAGCUGCGGCAGAAGCUCGACGAUUUUCGCAUCAAUCUGGAGCUGGAAAAGCGUCAAUGGUGCGCCGAAAAGGACAAGGUGCUGGGCUAUCAAAAGCAGCUGCAGGCCCACUACAUUCACAUGUACCAGAAGCUGCGCUGCCUGGACAAUGCGGCCACAAAUGCAGCGGCAUCAACGCCCCCGCCGCCACCGCCGCUGCCCGCAGCCGAGGUGAGCAGCCAGCUGGGCUGACGACAUUUGCAACUAAUUGAAUCGUUGCUGCUGCUUGGUGCUGCUAGACACUGCUGAUAAAAUAAGUUAAUUUGUUUUGUCAUUUUUAGUGUCAAUUAGUUUGUUACGACAGCAAAACCCAAACAGAUGCUUCCGAACCAUUAUAAUUCAAAACGUGACUCGACACGCUCGAAGCAGCUCGAAGAGUUGUGUCUGGCUUUAGCUGGCCUGAGUCAACAAAAUCGUUUAGCUGCGACUUCUACUAUCUAUAAUUAUAUAUGUCUUUAUAUAUAUAUAUCUUGCCUGUCUACUUUAAUAAUAAAUGACUGCAUUUAUGCUAGGCCCAGUCCCCAUCUAACAUCAAGAAUUUAAUAAUAUUUAACUAUUAUAAAAAAAAACAUUUACUUUGAAGCAACUGGCAUAAAUGUAGCGAAG